AUGAAGAUCCAAUCAAUUGUACUAGUGCUUGUUUUGUCAACAUAUGCUGUUGCAGCAAAGAGGCUACGAGAGCAAGCUGCAGUGAACGAGCAUGACCGCCAACUCCAAGAGAAGAAUCCCAACAAACGAAUCAAUUGGGGAGAUGGCUUGGAUAACAUAGGAGAUGGAGGCUUCUUAGAUGAUAUCAAAGAUGGAUUUGACGACUUGCUUGAGAACAUCACAGAUGCGUUUGAUGGCAACAAUUUGGGAGAUGGAAUUGGUGACCUUAUUGGAGAUUUCACCGAUGGCUUUGAGUGGCCUGAAAGCUGGCCCAAGUUGAAUGACGGAAAGGUCGAUUGGGAAAAUUUCACCAAUUGGAUCAACUUUGAUUUCAAUAACUUCACUUGGGAUCUCAUUGAUUGGGAUAGCAGCACAUGGGACGACUUCCGCGGCGAUAUUGAUCUUAACAAUCCAGAUAUCGACUUUUGCUCUAUCCUUGAGACUGCUGUCGGUAUUGGAAAGGGAUUUGGAAUCGAAGGAAACUGCCGUUGCAAAGACAACGGCGAUGGAGACAUUGCCAUCGGAUGUGAUUUCCAAAAUGAAUGCUACAGCUCAAGCGCUCUUUGCGGUGAAGUCAACUUGAAUUAUACUAUGAGUGAUGAAAUUGCCGUCAGUGCCUGUGUGGAUUUUGAAGGUGAUUCCUAUCCAGAGGUUUGUUUCGACUACGCGUACAACAUGUCUGGGCAGGGGGCACAUACUUGUUCAGCUUCCUAUGGGGGCAAUACAUGCGAGUGUGCACUUGAUGGCUUUUGCCUCAGUUUGGACUGUAGCAUGUUCCUUCCAGGAGCAGCCUUUGACUCUUGCCAGCUUUUGGAAACGGUUACGGAGGGAGAUAUCAUUUCUUGGUUGCCAGAAUUCCCUGCUUUUGGCGACAACUUCUCUCAAGUCUUUGACAAUAUUGACUGGGAUGUUAUCGACUGGGGGAAUCUAGACACUGAUAAUUUCAAUCCAGGUGAAAUUGAAUGGGGUUCGAAUGCAAGAGAGCGCCGAUUUGGUGACAUUAUUAACGUGAAUCCAGCCGACGACUUGAUGUGUCCUAUCCUUCAGAGCUUCAUCGGAAUGAGUACUGAGUUCAAUUCCGCCGGUGGCUGUUCGUGCGGGGCUAGCGAUGGCGAGGAACAAGGGUUGUCAAUGGACUGCAAGUUUGAAAAUGCUUGCGUGGAUGAAAAGACCUGUGCGUCCAUUGGAGUCUCGUUCGAGUUUGUAAAACUAGGCGGGGUUCAAACAGAAGCCUGUGUCAACUUUGCCGAUGACGGUCAUCCAGAGACAUGUUUCGCCUUUGAAGUUGAUGUUGCAGAGACUUCCGCCCCCACUUGCUUCGCAACGUAUGGCGGAAAGGAGUGCAAAUGUUCAAUUGAAAAUCUUUGUCUCGCAGUCGACUGCUCUGAGUACGAACCUACUGCUGUUGUUGACACCUGUCAACAAAUUGACUUUGGUAGAAUGGAUCCCAUUUCUUUCAUUCCUCGUUUUGCAGAACGACGUGAUGCAAGCGACAUACAAAACGAUGGAAAUGGUGACAGCACGUCUAAAAACCGAGAAGCCGAAUCAUCAGCGACAGUACGAGCAACAAUAUUCGCUUCACUUUUGGUGUUGCUUCCAUUGCUGUUAUAG
Messenger RNA from Cylindrotheca closterium, 1650 nucleotides. NCBI's taxonomy places the organism in Eukaryota, Bacillariophyta, Bacillariophyceae, Bacillariales, Bacillariaceae. The record is from the annotation of a GenBank genome assembly.